Messenger RNA from Salmo salar (Atlantic salmon), 955 nucleotides. The record is from RefSeq and is a predicted model, not a curated record. NCBI's taxonomy places the organism in Eukaryota, Metazoa, Chordata, Actinopteri, Salmoniformes, Salmonidae.
AUCUUCUCAGAAGCUGAUAGGCUGAGAUAUAGAGGCCCCUCCCUCUGGUCCUCCCUGGCUUGGUGAUAGGUUAACUGUAGAGGCCCCUCCCUCUGGUCCUCCCUGUCUGUCUCCUUAUAGGUGGGUCCUGCAGCCUCUCCUCUCCUCACACUCCAACCCUGCUCAUCUCUCAGCUGGACAGUAAGGGCCAUUCACACCACACACUGACAACAUGCUGGGGACACUCUGCACUCUCAUCACUGCUCUAACAUGUGUCAGUGGUGUGACUGUGGUGACACAGAAGCCUCCUGUUGUGACAGUGAGGAAAGGAGAGACGGCCACUAUGGACUGUAACCUGGGGACUGUUGAUAAUAGUGCUCAUUGGUAUAAACAGGUUCCAGGAGGAGUUCCUCAGUAUGUUUUACAGUGGUACUACUAUAAUUGGACCUCUGUAAUAUAUGGUUCUGGUUUCUCCUCUCCUAAAUUCACAUCUAAUCAUCAGUCUAUAUCAGAUUAUAGUUUGAUUAUUAAUAAUACGGAGGAGGAAGACUCAGCAGUGUAUUACUGUAAGACAAAUGACUACUCUGUUAACGAGUGGGUAUUCGGACCAGGAUCCAAGCUCAUUGUCACUGAUGGAGAUCUGGCUACACCUGCUGUGACCCUGUUCCCUCCAUCCACUGAAGACCUCAAGUCCAGCAGAGCAACACUGGUGUGUCUGGCUAGUAACCUGUCUCAGAGGUCCAAGGGGUUAGCAGAUGUCAGCUGGAUGUCUAGCGGUGAAUCAGUGACAGAAGAUGUUUCUACCAGCCCUGCUGAGCAGCAACCAGACAAAACCUUCAAGAUCAGCAGCUAUCUGACCAUUCAGACCGCAGAGUGGGACAAGGAUGUGGUGUUCACAUGUAAAGUGUCGUUGGGUUAAAGAUAAAAUGUUGUUGGGUUCAGAUUAAAUCUCUUGAGAUGCCCCAUCUCAUCCAAA